AUGGGUGUCAAUUUUUCAGAUCUCAAGGGUAUAUGGGAGGUUCAUGAUUGGUUGCUUGGGUUGUACAGCAAGAUAUUUGUGGUAUUCAAGGUUGAUACUUGCCUUACUACAGCACAGUGUGAGGCUCUUGAAGACACCACUUGCCUAGGAGUUCAGCUUCCAUAUUCUCACACAUCACUCAAGCUGACAGGGCUCCCUAACCAACGCAUAGCUAGGGAACACCUUGAUUCUUGGUCAUCACUGCGUAAUAUUCCCCGAUGCUGGGCUGUAGUACAGCCUUUACUUUGUGCCAUAUUUUUUCCACGUUGUGAUGAAGAUACUUCAAAGUUGCAGUUGCCACCAAAGGAGAUGUGCACUAAAACUCGGGCUCCUUGUGAAAUAGUAGAGAAAGAAAGAGGAUGGCCAGAGUACUUGAAGUGCCAUGAUUAUUACCAACCAAAUUGUAAAAAUAGUGUCAGAGAACUGAAAUUUAACACAACUGGUCAGUGUGCACCUCUGCUUGUGGCUACUGAUGAAAAAUCAAAGUGGUAUGAAGGGGUAAAAGGCUGUGGUAUUCAAUGUGCGAAUCCUAUGUUUACACCAGAGGAGCAUGAGGAUCUUCAUAGAUUUGUUGCGAUGUUAGGUGGUGUAUGUUCGGCAUGUGCUGCUCUCACUGUGGUAAGUUGUAGCAUUACCUUGUUAUGAAGACAAACCAUGUCA
This is a messenger RNA of Macrobrachium nipponense, 699 nucleotides long. RefSeq names its product protein smoothened-like. Bases 1 to 684 code for a protein of 227 amino acids. NCBI's taxonomy places the organism in Eukaryota, Metazoa, Arthropoda, Malacostraca, Decapoda, Palaemonidae. Gene Ontology annotation, molecular function: patched binding. The record is from RefSeq and is a predicted model, not a curated record. Gene Ontology annotation, cellular component: cilium; plasma membrane; dendrite. The transcript has 5 exons. Gene Ontology annotation, biological process: central nervous system development; commissural neuron axon guidance; pattern specification process.